AUGUGUCAUGAUUCGCGGGCCGAUCGCGACGCACAGGCGUACACAUGAACCCGGAUCGCCGCGAAACGCGGAUUCACGUCGGUGUUCGUGAUCCGAGAACGAUUUUCGUGCGCUCGGCAGUUUCGUUUCGGGAAGGAGAGACAUACGCGGGAGGAAGUGAACGAGAAACGGGAGCACGCGUCAUGCCGCGCCGCGAACGACAGUGCACGUGUAUACGCUGAGAAAACACGCGCACGCCCACGCGGCUGCGUGUGUACGUGUGCGCGCGCGUGUGCGUGUGGUGGCGUGUAGAUGUCAGCCUCGUUAUCAGUCCGGCGAUACGCGAGUGACUUUUACUCGGCUUGUCGAGACGCGCCAGGCUUCAAUUUCGGAGCACGCCACGAUCUGACAGAGGUCGUCAUGCGAUUAUGGACACCGAGAGUGGUAACAACGACAGCGGCGUCAGCGGCAUCAGCAGCAUCAGUGACGAACCGCGCAACGGCAGUAAGCCCGUCCUGCCGAAGCCCGGCGAUGCUGCCCACAGCAAGCUCCAUGGCAAACAGACAGGCUGCGUGCGUAAAAUGAGCACGAUGUUAGAAGAAGAGAAUGUGUCAGACGAUGCGGAUCCAGAUGACCCGGACGUAAUCAGGAUCCAUCAUCAACACCAGGCGAAACGACUCGAGACCGAAAUCGAAUGGUCUUCAGAGGAGGAGAGAGGUCGUUUGUUAAAUUCCCCCGAACACAAGAUCCUCGUCAUACCGGUCGACAAUGGUAACAGCGCAAGAAGGGCGAUCAGCUACGACAGUCCCGAGAGUGCUCGUCGGGAUAAAGGUCAUCGUCGACGGCCGCAGCCACGACUAGUGAUUGAUCUCGUCGAGUCUGGAUCGAGUUCGGAACGCGACAAUAGGUCGCAGAGUCCCGGUCGAUCGAACCUUAGAAGCACCGAUCUGCGGUAUUAUCAUUACCAUCAUCCUCUCACCAACGUGCGUUCAUCGAGGGCAACGUCACCCAACGCCGAGGCAAUGGCUGAGAACCAGCGAUACUGUCCCUGCUGUCAUCAGUUAUCGCCUACCUGGGUCUCCAUCCCGUACGCGGGGACCAACGAGAAUCAAAGCCGCUCGUACCCCGACACGGUCUCGAUCAGAUCCCUGGCGUCGAUCGGGCUAGGCUCUUCCGACGGCCGGAAGCUCACGAUACGUAGAGUUCCCACUUCGCCGUCGGAGCUGUUUAACGUGGUACAUCCGCCGCCUUUCGAGGACGAUGUUUCCACGUGCACCAGCGACAUGGAUGCGGAUGAUCCCAGUGAUUAUCGGCUGCCCAGGAGGCCCCAUUGGGCGAACAAAAUGGAAUUUGUGCUCGCCUGCAUAAGCUACUCCGUUGGUCUCGGCAACAUCUGGAGAUUUCCCUACUUAUGCUACAAAAGUGGCGGCGGUGUGUUCCUCGUGCCUUAUUUUUUAAUACUCAUAGUAUGUGGAGUACCAUUACUGUACAUGGAGCUUAGCAUCGGACAAUUCACUCGUCGCGGCCCAAUCGGCGCUCUGGGUCAAGUAUGUCCAUUAUUGAAAGGAGCUGGUUUAUCAUCAGUCGUAAUAUCGUUUUUAAUGUCUACCUACCAUAAUGUGAUAAUAGCCUACGCAAUUUACUAUUUCUUCGCGGCAUUCCGAGCGGAGCAACCAUGGUCACGUUGCGACCACUCGUGGAACUCGCCGCGUUGUUGGCUGCCCAGUUAUGGAUCCAUCGAUAAUAGAACUCGACCAAACUUGACAAGAACACCGUCCGAGGAAUUUUUCGACAAUAAGGUUUUGCAAAUUAGUAACGGCAUCGAAGAGCCGGGGAUUUUGCGAUGGGAGCUCGUGGCGUGCUUAAUAACCGCGUGGAUCAUGGUAUAUUUCUCCAUUUGGAAGUCGAUUAAGUCAUCAGCACAAGUGAGAUAUCUGACAGCAACAUUGCCUUUCCUCCUAAUCGUGGUCUUCCUCACGCGAUCCCUCACUCUGGAGGGCGCCGCAAAAGGUCUGCAAUUUUUUUUCCAUCCACGCUGGGAAUUGCUUAGCGAUGCAAAGGUAGAUAGUCGAUUUUUAGUAGACGAAAACAUAAUUUCCGUUCAAGGACCUGGUCUAGUCUUCGUCAUCUAUCCCCAAGCGCUAGUCAAGAUGCCAGCUUCUCAACUGUGGGCUGUGUUAUUUUUCUUUAUGCUAGUCUGUCUUUCGUUGAACAGCCAAUUUGCCGUUGUUGAAGUGGUCGUUACGUCGAUCCAAGACGGUUUCCCGAAUUGGGUGAAGCGUCAUCUUCUCUGCCACGAAAUGUUGGUCCUCGUCAUAUGCGUCGUUUCGUUCUUAUUUGGACUGCCGAAUAUUACGCAGGGCGGUAUUUAUUUCUUCCAACUGAUAGAUCAUUAUGCCGCAUCGAUAUCCAUUAUGUUCUUGGCGUUCUUCGAAGUAAUCGCUAUUUCUUGGUUCUACGGCGUAAAACGGCUGUGCAAUAACGUAAGAGAAAUGACCGGACAUUUGCCCUCGCGGUACUUCCGGUUCUGCUGGUUCCUCGCCGCGCCUCUUCUCAUAAUGGCUAUAUGGGUAUUCAGCUUAAUUGAUUACGAGCCGCCGACCUACCAUAAUGGCGAUUACACAUAUCCAUGGUGGGCAGAAGCGAUCGGAUGGAGCAUCGCGUCUCUCUCCUUGAUUUGCAUUCCUGCUUUUGCCGUUUACGUAUUCGUCGGAGCUGAUGGUGCCACGUGUGCCGAAAGACUCAAAAAUUCCAUCAAACCGCACUUCGAGGCGUGCAAAGUUUGCGGGCAGGAAUAUUGCGUGGAUCCGAUGCACAAUCUGCCAGAGAAUACGCUUAAAGAGUCGCAAACAGACGUGGACACAUCCAUACAACUAAAUUCGAACUACCCGAUGAAGCCUCAAACGUGAUAACGCAUCAAAUCGAUAGGAACGAUCGGCUUUUCACGGUUUCGCUUAAUUCACAGGGUGCAAAGUCACUUUGGGGAAAAAUUGGUUAACAGGAAAUAUUCGCUCGCGUACUUUUACCAUUAAUUACUAGGCAGUCAAUAUUCCAUUAUUUAUAACUCGUUACAAGUAUAGUAAUUUCUUGCGAGAAAGAGUCAUUAAGAAUAUAUGUUACGAAUGUUAUUAUUUCUCGUAAACUGUUAAGCCAUCGUCAUGUGAUAGACUUUAGGCAAGCACUGAUUCGACAUAGGAAUAUAUUUCUGUAUAUAUCGCAAUAUCUAUUAAUCAUAACAUCUAUUAAUCAUAAUUUUAAUAAAUUAUUAUCCGAUAA
Messenger RNA from Pogonomyrmex barbatus (red harvester ant), 3255 nucleotides. It is a transcript of the gene ine, whose product is annotated as solute carrier family 6 member inebriated. Gene Ontology annotation, biological process: sodium ion transmembrane transport; amino acid import across plasma membrane; nitrogen compound transport. Gene Ontology annotation, molecular function: amino acid:sodium symporter activity. The record is from RefSeq and is a predicted model, not a curated record. NCBI's taxonomy places the organism in Eukaryota, Metazoa, Arthropoda, Insecta, Hymenoptera, Formicidae. Gene Ontology annotation, cellular component: plasma membrane.